This is a messenger RNA of Adineta ricciae, 1083 nucleotides long. The record is from the annotation of a GenBank genome assembly. NCBI's taxonomy places the organism in Eukaryota, Metazoa, Rotifera, Eurotatoria, Adinetida, Adinetidae.
AUGUUUCCAAACCAUUACUCUCCAUCGAAUAAUCCAUAUCCGGAUUUUCCUCCAUAUAAUCCUUCGACGUCGUCUUCGUCUUCAAAUAUAACCAAUCUUGGUAGUUCUUCGUCACCACCACCUCAUUAUCAUCAACAUCAACAUAUGUUUUCAUCAACACAUUUUUCAAAUGAUAAACUUCAAUCAUCACCAACUGGUUAUCCAACAUUUGCUAUGCAUGGUUUGAAUAUGAAUGUCAAUGUAACGAUGAGUCCUGUCUAUGUUCCAACAAAUAAUCUCUCGCUUCCACAAUCAUCACCAUCAGCUCCGAUAAAACCGUUCUAUUCACCUGAAGAAAGUGGCAUUAAUCCAUUAGAAGAAAAAUCGAUCAAUUUGGCUGCAAUCAACACUAACGAAAGUCUUCCACCACCAUCCGCACAACAACAGCAACAAUCCGCACUUCCAUUGCCUAAGUUGACUGCUAAGGGCAAGAAAGUUCGUAAACCACGAACAAUUUACAAUCCACUACAAUUACAAGCACUCAAUAAACGUUUCCAUCGUACACAAUAUUUAGCAUUGCCUGAGCGAGCCGAAUUAGCAGCAAUGCUUGCUUUAACACAAACUCAGGUCAAAAUAUGGUUUCAAAAUAAACGUUCGAAAGAAAAGAAAUCCAAUCGUCAAGGCAACCGGACGCGUUCUUCCAAUGAUAAUGGUAUCAAUUGCAAUGGUGAAGAAGUCUACUCGGAUGAUGAGACAAGUUCAACAUCAACCAACAACAAUGAUUCAUCUUUACACGCAACACAAUCUUUAGCACCCGCAUGCGAAAGUAAAGACGUUGACGUGACUACAACAAAUCAAGCAAUGAUCAAAUCAUCACCUAAUAUCUAUGAACAGUCUUCACCACCAUCUCUCACCUCGUCAUCAUCGUCAUCGGCAACGAUGAUGUCAACAAUAGCAUCAUAUCCAGCAAAUGAUUUCCUUCGAUCGAAUUCGAUGCAUUUCGACUAUGGUGCAAUGAAUGGAUUCUGGCCACCAUAUCUUUAUGAUGCAAACAACAAUACGAAUGGUUAUUAUCAGCAACAUCCACCAACGAUUCAUACUUAG